UCAGACGUCGUUGUGUUUCUGACUCCGGCGUCAUUUAGAGCUGAUAUGACUGGACUGAACUCACCGAGGAUGGAGGCGAAUAUCGUGGUGCUGGGAACGGAUAAUGUCGGAAAAUCAGCACUUACUGUUCGCUUCCUCACCCGGAGAUUCAUCGGGGAAUAUGGAGAUAUUGAGUCCAUCUACAGUCACAACAUUAGCGUGGAUGGGAGAGAGCAGACUCUCAAUAUUUGGGAUUCUCCCUAUUCACAGCAGGACUUGUCCUCCGAGUCCAUCACCUAUGAAAAGAGAGUGCAGUGGGCCGACGGCUUCGUCCUGGUCUACAGCAUCUGUGACCGAGCCAGUUUCAACAACGUCGGCAAACUCCUGCAGAGCAUAAAGGCUACAAAGGACUAUGCCGGCUUAGAGAAAUUGCCGGUAGUUAUCGUAGGAAACAAGAGGGAUCUGCACCACCGGCGCACGGUCCUCAGCGAGGACGGUCGGCUGCUGGCACUCUCUGCAGAUUGUCAGUUCUAUGAAGUCUCAGCCGCUGAGAACUACCACAGUGUCCUCAUGGUGUUCCAUGGCUUGGUUAACCGAAUCAGGGAGUCUAGGUCAGCAGUCAAAAAGCCGGCAGGCAUCAAGGGCAUUGUCAAAAGCAUGUCUGCCGUGUUUGCCCGGAGGCGUACCGACUCACUGUGAGCCAGACGGUGUUAUAGAGUCACACCUGAUUUUGGUCUGAGGUGACCUACUUUAAAUGCCAGAAACAAGGGCAGGCUGAUUCCUCUUUGGCCCCAACGUUAAGGCUUUGGUGAGGAUGUGGAAGAAGCCCUGUGGCUGAUGGCUGCUCAGAACUGUGCCACAACCACUCGAGGAAGGGCAGAGAUCAACAAUCCAGUCUGUGUGCCAUGGUGUUGGUAGUUGCUGUCGAAACCAAGUGUAAGAUGACUGCAGUAUUCCUCAUUUUGAAAAACCAGGCAUGACUGUGUGAGAAAAUAAGCUGAGGUUCCUUGUGAAAUGUAGGGGGUGUUUUAAAACACCGACCUUCACAUUAUUCCAGUGAAAAUAGAUUCAAAUGUCAGAUAUGCCACAAAGUGGAAACAUUUUGGUGGCAUUCAAAGGUUUAUUUGCUUAUUAAAAAUGUCAAAAGUCAAAGAGCGGAGAAACAAAUGUGUCAUUCUAGUCAAAGCAAUAACCUGGUGACAUCUGUGAUGGUCUAAACAGAAACAACAAUGCAUUGCUUUUAUCUACAAAGUUCAAUGUCUUACAGGAGUCACUGUGGUGUGAUCUUCAAAGUGUGAACUCUCACCCUCCUAAGAUCUUCUUACAAUUAAAGGCAGCACUGAAUAUGUAUUUGUAUGAACACAGUGCUUACAGUCCUACAGUUUCUUUGUUUUGCCUGUGCAAGCACGUCACAAGACUGAUGUUCAAAUGCAUUUGGUUUUUGUUUUGUUCCCAGACCACCUGUGACUUUGAAAGCGGGGGAAAGACUGUGUAUUGAUAAUGUAUAAUGAAAAGAUGGAAUCUAUGAAUGUGCCAAAAUUGAUUGCAUUGAAAUAAAUGAUGUGCAGUUGUAAUGCUAUACAUGUUGCAAAGCAUGAACAUACAAUGGGGCAACGUACUAAAAGCAGACUUAUUUGAUUCUACUACUUAAGAGAUCUGAGCAUAUUUGAUGGAUUUGUUAAAACGUCUGAAGCCUAGAAAAGUCUGUUGUUAGUAGAUGUGAUGUAUUACAUAUACUGAAGUAUUGUGUUUCCAUCCUCCAUUAGUUAAGACUCCAGACUCUGUAGAAGCAGUCACAACUGAAUGGCCCUCUCUGGUGAAAGACACUGUUGUCAGUCAAACAUUUGCUCUCAUGUUAUUCCGGUUUAAUAAUGGAAUAAUGGAAAUUGUUAAGUUUUAGUCGGUGAGAAAAAAGUAGUUUGUUCCUACUUCCUAGCACAUUUUUUCAUUGACAUUUUUAAAUGAUUUUCAACAAAAAUAAAUCAUUUUAAACUACA
Molecule: messenger RNA, 1976 nt
Organism: Pygocentrus nattereri (red-bellied piranha)
Lineage: Eukaryota; Metazoa; Chordata; Actinopteri; Characiformes; Serrasalmidae
Exons: 4
Coding region: 46-678 (210 amino acids)
Molecular function (GO): GTP binding; GTPase activity
Source: RefSeq, a predicted model, not a curated record